AAUAAUCAUGUGGACAGAACAUGGCUGCUUCAGAGUGUGCAGCAGGGUCGCAUACUGUCAAUGCUGCCUGUCUUUAGUUAGACUGUGAAGAGCUGUUGGCGUUUUUAUCCGCGGUGGAAAAAACAGGAGAUGUUGUCCUGAAAACAGACGACAGCUCACAGCUCAGCGCGGCUGUCUCACCACUGCUGCCCAGCGUGUGUGUAUGCGUGUGUUUGGUUUGUGUAUGUGUGAGCGUGUGUGUCUGGCCACAGUUUGACAGCAGCAGUCUGCAUCAUGUUCGUGUUGGUGGAGAUGGUCGACACGGUCAGGAUCCCGCCGUGGAACUUCCAGAGACAACUGAACGACGCGAUAGCAGAGGAGCUGAACAAGAAGCUGGCCAACAAGGUGGUCUACAAUGUCGGCCUGUGCAUCUGCUUGUACGACAUCACUAAACUGGACGACUCCUAUAUAUUCCCAGGAGACGGCGCAUCACACACCAAAGUUCAUUUCAGGUAUGUUGUCUUUCACCCUUUCCUCGAUGAGAUCCUGGUCGGCAAGAUCAAGUACUGCAGCCAAGAGGGAGUUCACGUGACCAUGGGCUUCUUUGAUGACAUCCUCAUUCCACCAGAAUCACUUCAACAGCCUGCAAAAUUUGAUGAAGCCGAGCAAGUUUGGCUGUGGGAGUAUGAGACGGACGAGGGGGCCCACGACCUCUACAUGGACCAAGGAGAGGAGAUCCGUUUUCGGGUGACAGAUGAGGUCUUUGUGGAUACGUCGCCGACGGGCCCGGCCGCUGUGGCGACAGACACGCCGGCGCAGCCAGGACAGUCUGCGGCGCCGCCGGCCGAGGGCAGCGGGGAGAAGAAAGAGCCACCGUACACUCUGAUUGGGACCAUCUGUGAGCCGGGGCUGGGGCUGCUGUCAUGGUGGAACAACUAGCACUGCGGUGGAUGAAGAGGACAUUUGGUGGUUACGAGCAGAUCAACCAUCAUGACUGAUGGGACAGACAGAGGGACGGUCGGCUGGAGACACCGACCCCUGUGAUGCGGAAGUCAAGACACAAAGCCGAGCUGUUUUCUGAACCAAGAGACUGUUGGUGCCAAGUGACUGAUGUGGCCUCUGUCACAUGGAGACCGACUGGGUUUUAAAUACUGCCCGUAAUAUACCUGCUUUAUGUUUACAUGGAGAGUUGAAUUAACAACAGAAUGACUGACAAACAUUUACAUCCAGUUGUUAUAUUUUACUUAAGAUUCUGACCCCUGAUGUAAAAGAAAUCAAUGAUCAAACUAUUCAUUAUUUGAAUCAGAAUGUCGUCACCACAUUAGAACGAUAGAGGAACACGGGUCACAAAAGCUAAUUGAAACAGAAGGUGCUGUUUAAAACCAAAUGAAAUCAGCCUUGGUCAGGACAGAAUCAGCGUGGUGCAUAAUCACUCGUACAGACACUCUUGAGUUUUCAAGUGAGAGAAAUUAAGGCUGAUUGACUUUUUCUGUGUGAUAACAUUUGACCUGUGUGUCAGAUCUCAGGUGCCUUUGUAGUUUAUUAUUAUCAGUUUAUUAAACAGCCUUUUUACAUUUACUGUCUCUGUUUUGUCUCACAGUAAAAGGACGUAUCAUCUGCGUGA
Messenger RNA from Acanthopagrus latus (yellowfin seabream), 1603 nucleotides. RefSeq names its product polymerase (RNA) III (DNA directed) polypeptide H (gene polr3h). The coding region runs from base 274 to 918 and encodes 214 amino acids. The record is from RefSeq and is a predicted model, not a curated record. Gene Ontology annotation, cellular component: RNA polymerase III complex. The transcript has 6 exons. Gene Ontology annotation, molecular function: DNA binding; DNA-directed RNA polymerase activity. Gene Ontology annotation, biological process: transcription initiation at RNA polymerase III promoter; DNA-templated transcription. Lineage: Eukaryota; Metazoa; Chordata; Actinopteri; Spariformes; Sparidae.